This is a messenger RNA of Penicillium chermesinum, 264 nucleotides long. RefSeq lists its product as uncharacterized. The transcript has a single exon. Bases 1 to 264 code for a protein of 87 amino acids. The record is from RefSeq and is a predicted model, not a curated record. Lineage: Eukaryota; Fungi; Ascomycota; Eurotiomycetes; Eurotiales; Aspergillaceae.
AUGCGCCUUGUGGAGUCUCCUAAAGAAUCGCUCGGCGACGGUCCGUCGACCAAAGCAGCGACGCCAUCGAUGAAUGCCUUUCCCUGGGUGAAAUCCUUUCCAGGUGCCAUAAUGAUAUCCAUGUCAGCCUGGCCGGCCAAGAUCGCCCGGGUAGGGUUAUCAUCGAAAAGCCCUCAACGCACCCGCUUUAACAGCAUCAGUGAUAGUGACUCCUUUGAAACCAAGGCGGCCCCGCAGUUCGCCUUAAAUUCAGGUACGGCUUAG